CAGUGCCAUAGGUUCCGGCAGAUGCAGUCAGUGGACUUACCGCAGACCGGAAAGGGCUCAGCCGUGGCUUUGGGCUACGACUCUUCUCCCCAGAGCGCUGUGCCAGGGAUGCUGCUGCCGCCGCCAUGCAUUGCUGUCUGUGUGAGAUCCUGCUGCUCCUGGCUGGCCUGGCAGCUCUUCUAUUAACUCUUCUGCUUAUUGUAGCACAUGUAACAGCUAAGAAAAUGCCAAAUCUCCACCGUUCGGAGGAAGAAAAGUAUUUCACUGACAGCAAAGGCAAGAAGGAGCCUUUCCCCUCCAUCCAUGAUCCACCCACAAAAGACCUGUCAGUGGUUGUCCCUUCAUACAACGAAGAAGAACGAUUGCCCGUCAUGAUGGAUGAAGCAAUGGAAUUUCUGGAACAAAGACAGAAAAAGCAGCCUUCAUUCAACUAUGAAGUUAUAGUCGUAGACGAUGGCAGUAGAGAUAAAACCACAGAGGUCGCUUUUAAGUACUGUAAAAAAUAUGGCAGUGACAAAGUACGGGUUUUAACGCUGAAAAAAAAUCGUGGAAAAGGCGGAGCUGUAAGAAUGGGAGUCCUGGUUUCCCGAGGCAAGCUCAUUUUAAUGGCUGACGCUGAUGGAGCUACUAAGUUUGCAGAUAUUAAAAAUGUAGAAGUUGGACUUGAAAAACUGAAACCAUGGCCGGAUCAGAUGGCCAUAUCCUGUGGUUCAAGAGCUCACCUGGAGAAAGACUCCAUAGCACAGAGAUCUGUGUUCAGGACAUUCCUCAUGUAUGGCUUCCACUUCCUAGUGUGGUUCCUCUGUGUGCGACGUGUAAAAGACACCCAAUGUGGAUUCAAACUGCUGACGAGGGAAGCAGCAGCACGCACCUUCUCUGCUCUUCAUGUCGACCGCUGGGCGUUUGAUGUGGAGCUGUUGUACAUUGCUCAGUGCCUCAGUAUUCCUGUUGCAGAGGUUGCAGUAAACUGGACAGAAAUUGAAGGCUCUAAGCUGGUGCCUUUCUGGAGCUGGUUGCAGAUGGGAAGGGAUCUCCUGUUUAUACGAAUGAGAUAUCUGACUGGGGCAUGGAAGAUAGAUACAAGUGGGAAAUUAAAUUGAAGCCAUUUCUGGCCGUGGGCAUUUUAUUGAUGUACAUUACUGAGCAACUGUAAGGCCAUCUGUAAGUGUCACAUAGAUACCGAGGUGUUGGGAUAAACAAAUCAUCAUGAAACGGUUCAUUUCCAGUGGCAGUUUGUUUUAUGUGCUAAACCCCGUGUAAAUAAUUCUGUUUAUAAGUUUAAAAAAAAAAAGCAAAAAAGUUAAAAUAAAUCACAAAAAGUGGA
Messenger RNA from Xenopus tropicalis (tropical clawed frog), 1324 nucleotides. RefSeq names its product ALG5, dolichyl-phosphate beta-glucosyltransferase (gene alg5). Bases 126 to 1100 code for a protein of 324 amino acids. The record is from RefSeq and is marked provisional. Gene Ontology annotation, molecular function: dolichyl-phosphate beta-glucosyltransferase activity. Lineage: Eukaryota; Metazoa; Chordata; Amphibia; Anura; Pipidae. Gene Ontology annotation, cellular component: endoplasmic reticulum membrane. The transcript is spliced from 10 exons.